Choloepus didactylus (southern two-toed sloth) is the source of this 1902-nucleotide messenger RNA. RefSeq names its product acireductone dioxygenase 1 (gene ADI1). The record is from RefSeq and is a predicted model, not a curated record. Lineage: Eukaryota; Metazoa; Chordata; Mammalia; Pilosa; Megalonychidae. Gene Ontology annotation, molecular function: acireductone dioxygenase [iron(II)-requiring] activity. The transcript has 4 exons. The coding region runs from base 93 to 632 and encodes 179 amino acids.
GGGGGUUGGGAGAAAGUCUGCUCCAGCUGGAGGGCGGGCUGCGCCCUGCACUGCCCCGGGACCUGCGGCCUCCAGCGGACGAGGCCGGGAAGAUGGUGGAAGCGUGGUAUAUGGACGAGUCCCCGGAGGACCAAAGAAAGCCCCACCGACUGGAGUCCGGGCGCCCCGUCGACCUGGAGCUGCUGGGUCAACUCGGGGUCUUUUACUGGAAACUGGAUGCUGACAAAUAUGAGAAUGAUCCAGAAUUAGAAAAGAUCCGAAGAGAGAGAAGCUACUCCUGGAUGGACAUAAUAACCAUAUGCAAAGAUAAACUACCAAAUUAUGAAGAAAAGAUUAAAAUGUUUUAUGAAGAACAUUUACACUUGGAUGAUGAAAUUCGAUAUAUCUUGGAUGGCAGUGGAUAUUUUGAUGUGAGGGAUAAAGAGGACAAGUGGAUCCGGAUUUCCAUGGAGAAAGGAGACAUGAUAACACUUCCUGCAGGCAUUUAUCACCGCUUCACCCUGGAUGAAAAGAACUAUGUGAAGGCAAUGCGGCUGUUUGUUGGAGAGCCAGUGUGGACACCCUACAACCGGCCAGCUGACCAUUUUGAUGCUCGAGAACAGUAUGUGAAGUUUUUGACACAGACAGCAUAGCAAUGCUCCCUGGAAAUUAACACAUUACUUGUAACAGUCCUAAACAUGAUAAUUGAGCAGAAAUCAGUCAUUUUCUUUUUGCCUUUAUAGUGUAGAUUUGAGGCUAAGUUGUCUUUCCUUUGCAAGCUUAUUUGGUCAGAAUAUUUUUUAAUGAAAAUAACAAUAAAACUUAUUUUUACAUUCAUUUUCUCUAACUAAAUAAAAAAUAGUGGUUAGUAGCCCUGUGUUACCACAUGCAUUCAACUUUUACCCAAAUGAAAGUUUAAUUUCUCAAAAUGUAACUCCUUAGCAUAUUCUUUCUGAUUCUUCUUAGACUUUAAGCCAGAUAUCAGUCAAUGUCUUGCCUGCUUUAUAGGAAGGUAUACUAACAGAUAAUAGAACUAAUCAAAUAUAAGAUAUUUUUUUCUCCCUAAAUUUAAACUUGGGUUAGGCAGUGGAAUAGGGAAGAGCCUCUGCUAUUAUGGCUACACUCUCAGUAGCUUACAUCACUUUCUUGUUCAAAAUAAAGUAACUGUCUUAAUUGAAUGCUCUCAGCUUGCAGUUACCUAAUAUUCAGGUAUAUAUGGUUUUUUGCCUGGUAUGUUAAAAUCACUCUUGUUUAGCUUCUUUGUAUGAUUGUGUGUGUAUAAGUAUAUAAUUAAUUUAUAUAAUUAUAAUUAUAUAAUAAAUAUAUCUGUUACUUUUAUGUAUGUAUAACAUACAUAAUAUAAAUGUAUGUGUAACAUUUGUAAUGCAUACAAAUAAUAGUACUUUUCCAGUUUGGGAUUUCUAGGUUAAACCUGCCUAACUAUGUAUCUCACAAUCAAUCCUUUGAAUUUUAAGAAGAAAACUAGUGCCUUGUUUUUCUACUUAACAAUUUUGUGAUACCAUUAUGCCUAAUUUGUUGUAAUCAUAGAAAAAAAAACACAAAUCAGCCUAAUGUUUUAGAAGGGCAGAUUGCUUUUAAAUAUUUUUUUAAACUGGUUUAAAAGUCUUCAUUUAAAAAUUAAUCUUUCAUCACCUCCACCUUGGUCUUGGGGAUUAGUUUCUCAUUGAACUGACAAAACUCAAGUUUUAGACAUUGAAGUAACCUUAGGAAUAAAAUGUACAUAGGCAGCAUGAUAAUUACAUAAAUAUCCCAGGACGUUUCUCUGGUCAGAUAUUACUUUAUCUCAGUAAUUAAAUUAAGUGCAUAUCUACUGAUUUUUGUUUUUUUUAUGGCUCCAUUUAUAAAUGGUUAUUAUAAAUGGAACGUGUUCAUUUUUAAGAAUUAAAUAUUGAAAAGAGACCA